GGAUGGAGGGAAGGAUACGAGUGGGGAUCCGGCGUUGAUGGGGUUAUUCAAUCAUUCCGCCGGCUAUACGGUCUUUGCGCCGACGAACGAAGGACUCAUCGCGGCGGGGAACCAGCUUUCGAGUUAUGCGAAGAACGAUACAGCUUUCGAUGUGUUGGUUGAGAAUCAUGUCAUCAACGGCACGACGCUCUACUCCUCGGAGCUCUUCCCGCCGCCGACGCCAGAGGGGAUCGUCAUCCAAGGAAAGCUGGUGCAAAACUACACGACGGGUGCAGGGGAGACUUUGAGCUUUACAGCGAAUGAGACGGGGAGGUAUGUUUGGAGUGGCGACCCGCCGUCCGCGAACGCGCGCAUUCUACAUACGGAUGUCCUGACGGAUAAUGGCGUGGUACAUGUUAUCAGCAAUGUGCUGUUCAACUUUGACGACGAUUGGGGGAAGGCGAAGGAUGCCUACACCGCCGCCACCGUCAGCGCCGCUGCCGCCACCUCCGCGCCCACAGGUCCCAUCGCCAUGAGUACCUCCCUCAGCGCAACCGCGACGCCGACGAGCUACUACUUCGACGAUGGGUCGGGUAAUGGGGUGUGGCCGAAGUUCGGGGAUAUGAACGGGUCAUGGGCGUAUUUGAUUGCGAUGGUGUGGUUGGGGAUUGGGGCUGCUGUGGUGGUGUAGUUGGGAAGCUUUCCCGCAGCCCGCAGCCUUUCAUUGCAGUGGUUAGACUGGGAGCGUCGCUGGUCCAAGGCCAGUGCAUAUAACGACACCUCUGGGUGUUCGGCGAAUGCCGAACCACGUGCAAUAACUUCUUUGCUUCCGAAUCCGCAUCCGGUAGUCUUUGUGUUGAGCUUUCCAGGCGGUUGAGUGUGCAAACCUUCCGCACAACGCUG
Molecule: messenger RNA, 882 nt
Organism: Schizophyllum commune H4-8
Lineage: Eukaryota; Fungi; Basidiomycota; Agaricomycetes; Agaricales; Schizophyllaceae
Exons: 5
Coding region: 38-670 (210 amino acids)
Source: RefSeq, a predicted model, not a curated record